AUGCAAUCUUUAUUACUUGCUACAAUUGAUGACUACGAACAAGCAAUAAAUUCUCCUAUUGCUUCUGAGUUUAAAUUUCCUAGUUUAAACGAUUUUUGUACAAGGGAGUUAAAUGAUUUAAUUUCUAAACUUCAUCAAAAAUUAUCUGAAAAAGUUAUAGAAGGAGGAUGUGAAGUUUCUUUUAGCAUACAAACAAAACAAAUUGGUUUUGAAAUGUGGUACUUUUUAUCAGCAAUAAUUCUUGAUAGAAAUUUUGUUCAAGAAACAUAUUUAGUCAACGUAUCUAACUUCACACGAAUAACAAAUGAAUUAAUUUUAAAAAUCACAACAGAGAUAUUCCCAUCACUUCCUAGGGAUACGUUUGUAUCAAUUCAUGAACCAAAAACGUUAAAUACAGUUAUGAAAUUUCAAGACGAUAAAUACGUAGUUAUUGAUAAUUGUAACAUUUUUGCUGCAAUUAACUGUACACAGUAUCAUAACCUUUCAUCAUUUUUUAAAGAACUCUUUGUUUUUGCUAAACAAAUAAACAAUCAAAUAAAUUCUUCUAAACAGAAAUCACUUUUUCUUAAAAACACAGGAAAUGAAAAAAUAUUUACCAAAGAAACUUGUUCCAUUAAAAAACUUAGAUUCACUCAUCCACAACUAUCAUUCAGAUUCAUUGAAUGGUGUAUUUUAAAUUAUUCUGAAAUUAUUCAUCAAUGUCAAAUUCAAAACAAUGAACUUAUCGAAAAAAUGAAAUUGGUAUUUAACCAAGUUAAACCAAUAUAUGAUAUUAUUAAUGUUCUUGAUAAUACAAUUUAUUUAGAUGAAUACAUUUCCCAAUUAGAUAAUCUUAUUAAUACACAAAUAGAAAUAACACAUAAUAAUGAACUCUCAAAAGAAUUGUUUAAAUGUUUUAAUAAAGCACGUGAAAUAUGGGUUUCAUUAAAAGAAGAAAAUAAAUCAUUUUAUGAUUGCGUUUUGUUCUUCUCUCCAUCAAAAAAACGUUGUAUAAAAAAUCCAUUACAAUGUUCAUCUUUAAAUUGGAUAUUACAAAAUGUUAGCAAAGAAGAAAUUAUGGCAUACUAUAAUGAACCAAUAACACAAACAAGUAGUUUAUCAUAUUGGAAAUACCAAAUUAAUUAUACUAAUUUAAGAUUAUAUUCUAGAAAAUUUAUUGGAAUUAAAGUUCAUUCUGGUUUACUUAAUCAACAAACUAAAAAAGACUUUAUAAAAAUUUAUGACAGAGUUAUUAAAAAAAAUAACUCAAAAUUUAUUAUUUCUCAAUUAUUUGUCAUAAGGCAAAAUGCUAUAGAGUUACUUCAUAUACUUAAAGAUAAUGAAUCACCAACUCAAAGAAGAAAAUUAGUUGAUUCUAGUGAUACUGACGAUAACAAUCAAAUAAAUGAUUUAAAACAUAAAAUAAAAGAAGAAAAACAAUGUAUUAAUGAAGAAAGCCAAAGUAUUAAGGAAGAAGUAAGUGCCUUACCACCUCAAAGAUCAAUAGACGAACAAGUCCCUUUAUUCUAUCCUCAAGAAAAUGAUAAUAGUCCCUAUAGUUUUAGACAAAUAGAUGAACAUAAAGAAGAAGAUGAUAACAUUAAAGAAAAAGAAACACAGCCAAAUAACUCAAUCGAAAAUCUUGACCUUGACAUAGAAGAACAAAGACCAAAAUCAAUACUUCCAAGAAAUAGAUUUUUUAAUUAA
Messenger RNA from Entamoeba dispar SAW760, 1686 nucleotides. RefSeq lists its product as uncharacterized. The transcript has a single exon. Bases 1 to 1686 code for a protein of 561 amino acids. NCBI's taxonomy places the organism in Eukaryota, Evosea, Mastigamoebida, Endamoebidae. The record is from RefSeq and is a predicted model, not a curated record.